AUGAAGAAAACUGCUGUGACGUUCGUGCUGCUUUGCGGCCUCACUGUCAUCCUGCAACAGGAAGGUGUCUUCCCUACAAUCGGCGCUGCAGAGGAGGAGGUUCAAUCUUCCCAUGAAUCAGCGGGCCUCGCAGCGGAAGCGGAGCCAGUGACGACCCCAGGAACAUCCAUACAGCCGCCCUUCCCAUCACAAGCUCCUGGAAUCCCCACUGCAAACCCCCAGAUUUCUGCAAUUUCCUCACAGCCCGUGCCCAAUCCCAUUCCCUCUCCGGCACCACCACCGCCACCACUGCCACCGGCACCUCCGUCGCCACCGCCUCCCGUGCCGAUCCCUCCUACAGCUGCGCCCACGGUGCCGCCGGAUAACACGUCUGCUACGGCCUCGUCCUUCUGCAGCGAGUGGGGGCCGUGGAGGCUGGAAUGGUCGGACGACUUUACCGGAGAUCGCUUGGAUCCCGAAUACUGGCAGACGGUGACCAGCCAAGGCGGGUACAAGGACAUUAACUUCGGUGUGGCGGGCUUGAAUAUCACUGCUUGCCGCUGUGCCUCGUGUCGCGAGUCGAACGUCCGAGUUCAGGACGGCCAGCUCAAACUCAUGUCUGAGCGCGACCCGCAAAUCGCCAGAAGGUAUUACUCCGCGGCCGUCACCACGAAGGAUCGCAUAGCUUGGUCAAGCAAAGAUGGCCCUUUUCGUGUUUGUGUGCGUGCCCGGCUGCCCUUGAACACCAGGGGCGUGUGGCCGGCUCAUUGGAUGCUGCCGCAAAACGGCUACUCGGAUCAAUGCCUCGACGAGGGGGAGAUGGACAUCAUGGAAAUGGUCUCUGCGGAUGGCACGUCCUUCAAUGCUUAUCAUUGGCUCUCAAGCUGGCCCGGCACCCGUUGUGGAAACUUCGACAGGUUCCACAAGUCUGUCUCGUCUUCCCGAAAAGUGCCGAAUUACCACACGGAGUUCCACGAAUAUGCCGUGGAAAGGACAGGGAACCAGAUUCAGUAUGCCAUCGAUGGCAAUGUCGUCGGCGCGUUUUCCGAGACCCGGAACAGGUUCACCCUGUCGAAGUCGGCUUUCUUCCUGCAGGAUACGCACAGUAUUUUGAAGAUGGUUGAUAAACCUACGAUCCUGCAAAAAGCCGAGCGAGACCUCUAUGAAGUCUGGAAAUACAAGGGAAUUUACACCGCCAGAUCCGAGGCAGCCAAAGACAUCUUCCGGACGCUUCGCCUUAUCACCACCCGGCAAAAGGCCCUCGGCUUCGCUCGGUGGCUGCAGGUCACGAAGGAGGAGUACCAAGGGGAGACAGCUGCGUUCACUCUGCUGACCCGGCUGGACAGCUACGACCGCCUCGUUCACAAACGAAGUCGGGUCGGUGCUUUACUGGCCUCCGCCAUGGCUAUGGAAGGGAAGCGUGCGGCCUCCCACAGCAGGAAGCUUGCGGUGCUGCUAGCGCUGCGGCAGCUGCAUGCUUUCGUUCUUCGGCGCCAAGCGGAGAACGUCACAUCGGCUUUGGCGCGCUGGCGGCGCUUUCGCGGCCGUGCGGUCUCUGCCGCAUCUGUCCGCAGUGAGUGGCAUGACGCUGGGAUGCUUGGCACGAUGCGCGACGAGGUCUUGGAGUUCGCGGCGGCGCCUGCCCCCGAGACCCUCCGAGGGGGUGCCUGCAUGGUGGAGAGCUGUUGUGCGUCAGACCUUAGCGAAGGCCCUUGCGAGCAGACGAAGCGCGAGGUCGACUCCAGCGAGGAGUUAGCAGUUGCGUGGUCUUCUUUGGCCCUGCAAAAUGGGCUGCUGUCCACUCAGGCGCCCACAUCUGGACACUCCUCCAAUACAUUUCCGACGAGUGCGGGUGAGGCCCCGUUGGCCAUCGGUAUGGGCACGCAGCGGAGCAGGUACAACGAGGCCCCAUCUGCUGUUGGCCUGGGCACACGGCGGAGUAGCUACACCGAGGCCCCCUACGCUCUGGCCCUCGGCACGAGUGCACCGAGCUCCUUCGAGGCAGCGGCCUCCCUCGCAACUAGUCCGCGGGAGGCUCCUCUGGCUUUAGGCUGCGGCACCAUCAGCUCCUUUCACGAGGCAGCGACCUCCGUGGCAACUGGUCCGCGUGAGGCUCCUCUGGCCUUGGGCUGCGGCACCAUCAGCUCCUUUCACGAGGUGUCAACAGCUGGCGUUGCUCACCCGUCGUUUUCUUCGUCCACUCUAGCCGUCCGCGAGGCACCUUCUGACUUUGGUAUCGCUGCAGCGCCCUGUCAGACGCAGGUGUCAACAGCUGGCGUUGCUCACCCGUCGUUUUCUUCGUCCCCUCUAGCCGUCCGCGAGGCGCCUUCGGACUUUGGUAUCGCUGCAGCGCCCUGUCAGACGCAGGCAGCCCGGACCCAAGCAUCCCGGGAGGCGGCUGCGCAGCCGGCCGUCACAAUCGGCACUCGAAUCCAUCAGGGCAGUACCAUGGAGAUUGUCUCCUGUUGUGGCGAGGGCCCGACGCAGGCUGCAGAGGCACCAGUGGCGCCCUUGGCAUGCACGGCGAGAACGAUGCCCCAUGCUCUCACCAAGCGUGCAUCUGCUCUUCAAGCAGCUCCCGUGCAGACGGCCCAUCCUCCAAGACAGGAGGGUGCGAGGUGGGAU
This is a messenger RNA of Symbiodinium sp. CCMP2592, 2604 nucleotides long. NCBI's taxonomy places the organism in Eukaryota, Dinophyceae, Suessiales, Symbiodiniaceae. The record is from the annotation of a GenBank genome assembly.